Messenger RNA from Pyrus x bretschneideri (Chinese white pear), 1734 nucleotides. RefSeq names its product pentatricopeptide repeat-containing protein At4g02820, mitochondrial. Lineage: Eukaryota; Viridiplantae; Streptophyta; Magnoliopsida; Rosales; Rosaceae. Gene Ontology annotation, cellular component: mitochondrion. Gene Ontology annotation, molecular function: protein binding. The coding region runs from base 71 to 1606 and encodes 511 amino acids. The transcript is spliced from 2 exons. The record is from RefSeq and is a predicted model, not a curated record.
UCGAGAGUCUUGAGACUGAGACAGAGAGAUUAGUAGAGGCAGCUGAGACUAGCGCGGUUCAGUAGCGAAGAUGUUAAUUCGAACCCUGCGGAGCUCCAUCGCCGCCGUCCGAUACUUCUCGGCGGAAGCGCAUGCGGAGACGAAGGCGGCAGCCUUCACCGCAGCGAAAAGCUCGAGCAGCGUCCGAGACACUCUGGGAAGGAGACUCCUGAGCCUGGUGUUCCCAAAACGCAGCGCUGUGAUUACCAUACGGAAAUGGAAAGAAGAAGGGCACACGGUGCGCAAGUACGAGCUCAAUCGCAUCGUUCGUGAGCUUCGCAAGCUCAAGCGGUACAAGCAUGCCCUCGAGGUAUGUGAAUGGAUGACACUACAACAAGAUUUGAAGCUAGUAUCAGGUGAUUACGCCGUUCACUUAGACUUGAUUGCAAAAGUUCGGGGCAUGAAUAGUGCAGAAAAGUUUUUCGAGGAUCUUCCUCUUCAAAUGACAGACCGUGCCACCUGUACAGCUCUGCUGCAUACCUAUGUCCAGAAUAAAGUGACUGAUAAAGCGGAAGCUCUGAUAGCUAAGAUGUCAGAGUGUGGUUUCAUGAAGCAUCCCCUUGCUUAUAACCACAUGUUAUCUCUGUACAUUUCCAAUGGGCAAUUAGACAGGGUUCCAGAACUAAUUCAAGAGUUGAAGAGUAAUACGUCACCAGAUGUUGUUACUUACAAUCUAUGGUUAACCGUGUGUGCAUCACAAAAUGAUGUUGAAACUGCAGAAAGAGUUUUCCUUGAACUAAAGAAGGCAAAGAUAAAUCCUGACUGGGUCACAUGUAGCACGUUAACCAACUUGUAUAUAAAAAAUUCACUGACCGAAAAAGCAGCGGUUACCUUGAAGGAGAUGGAGAACUUGGUAUCUCAGAAAAAUCGAGUCGCAUAUUCAUCCCUGCUCAGCCUGCAUACAAACAUUGGCGAUAAGGAAGGUGUUCAGCGAAUCUGGAAAAAAGUAAAAUCAGUGUUCCCCAAAAUGAAUGAUGCUGAGUAUACAUGUAUGCUGUCUUCGCUUGUGAAACUCAAGCAGUUUGAAGAAGCUGAGAAACUCUAUACUGAAUGGGAGUCUGCUUCGGGUACUCAUGAUCCUAGGGUGUCAAAUAUACUUCUUGCAGCGUACAUCAACGAAGACCAAAUGAGAAGGGCUGAAACCUUUCAUAAUCGGAUGGUGCAAAAUGGCAUAAAGCCAUGUUACAGUACUUGGGAGCUUCUUACAUGGGGUUAUUUGAAACAAAAACAUACGGAAAAAGUGCUAGAGUAUUUCAAGAAAGCUGUUGGUAGUGUGAAGAGAUGGGAUCCUGACAAACGGUUGAUUGGGGAAGUAUUUAACAGGCUCAAGGAGGAAGGCGAUAUUCAAGGGGCUGAGGAACUGUUGGUUUUUCUUCGGAAUGCUGGUCAUGUGACCACUGAGAUAUAUAAUUCUCUUUUAAGAAUUUAUGCAGAAGCUGGUAAAAUGCCACUUAUAAUUGCAGAAAGGAUGGAGAAGGACAAUGUUCAGUUGGAUGACGAGACUCGUAAGCUCAUAAAGAUCACUAGCAAAAUGUGCGUGAGUGACAUUUCUAGCAUAUGUUCUUGAAUGUAAGUGCUUGACGAAACUUCCAGAAAACUAGUAGAAAUUAUUUCUUUUAGUUAAAGGUUUUGUAGCCAUGAUGGUAAACUCUUAUGAUUUUCAAGUUAUAUAGAUUGCAUUUGUUUUCAUGAUCA